AUGCAUAAGAUAUAUGUAGUUUGGCCUUGCAUUCGAAUUGCGGAGACAACAUGAAGAACCUCAACGUGUUGCCGAACCCUAGUGGCAGGAUUUCCCCGUGCCGUUCGACGUCUCCAACACUCAGCCUUGUCCGUUUUGUUACUCCUUCUCCUUCUUUAGUUCGGUGUCAUAGUUCUCUAACUCACCACACUUUCAGGUGUGCAGUGCUCGGUGCAGGAUUUGCUGGCCUCUCUGUUGUUUGGCAUUUGUUGAAGCAAAGUCCUAAAGAGUUGAAUCUGAGAGUUGAUAUAUACGAUGAAGUGGGCAUUGGGGGUGGUGCUUCUGGAAUUUCUGGAGGUCUUCUUCAUCCUUAUUCCCCGAAAGUUAAGCUUCUCUGGGAGGGUGCACAGUGUUGGAAAGAGAGCAUGGAGCUUUUGAGAGUUGCUGAAGAAGCUAGUGUCUCCAAAGAUUACAGAACUGGAGAAUCUACUGAAAAUAUGGAAGCUUUUGUAGCUCACAAAAGGGGCAUCUUAAGACCGGCAACAGAUAUGAAGAACAUGAUCAAAUUGAAUGAUAACGUCAAGACUUGUCUUCCUAGCUGCAGAGUACAAACACUUAACAAUGGAGAGGCUCAAAGCCUUUUACCUGGUGUAUAUUUACCAUUCAACACAGCUUUCUAUAUGCCUGAAGCUCUAAGUAUCAAUUCUGGCCACUAUCUUCAGGCACUUUUCCGAGGAUGUGAAAUUUUGGUGAAAGAAUCAUCAAGUCUUGAUUCUUCACAGAAACAGCUUAAAUUGCACAAAAGAUCAGUUGAUAGGCUUUCUGAGUUUGAAGGGGAAUAUGAUGCAGUCAUCGUAUGCCUUGGCGCCAAGGUGAACAUGCUUCCUGAGCUUUCUGGGAGGCUUCCUUUGAGGACAUGUAGGGGUGUGAUUGCAGAACUGGAAUUGCAUGAUGAUACGAAAGGUUAUCCCGAGAGGGCCCCCUCAAUUUUAUCAGAUGCGUGGAUUGCCGUUCAGGGGCCUCAUAGUCUGAAUUUGGGCUCAACUUGGGAAUGGAAAUCGGUAAAUUCAUCACCAAAUGUUUCGAGCGAUGAAGCUUCGAAAGCUCUUGAGGAGCUUUUGCCAAAGGCAUCUACCAUUUAUCCUGGAAUAAAGGAUUGGGUUUUCACUGGAGCAAGAGCUGGUCUGAGGGCAAUGCCUCCACUCACCACCCUUGGAUCACUUCCACUUUUGGGUUGUAUUAAUGAUAUAAUAGGCAGAAAUCACACUUGUAAGUAUUGGUUAUUUGGAGGGCUAGGUUCAAGAGGAUUGCUAUACCAUGCUUGGCUAGGUAAUUUGAUGGCACAAGCUGUGCUUUCCUUUAACGAGGAAGUAAUUCCAUCUGAGUUGAGAUCUUGGAAAGCCAUUGAACCAAAAUGUAGCGUUCUGCUCUAACAAUGUUCAAUUUAGAGGAGAAAUUUUGCUGAGAUUUGAAUCUUGUUGUAUAUUUGUUGAAGGAGAACUAUUUAAAAUUUCGAAUGCCCAAGCAGUUGUCAAGUGGUUCGGAUUA
Vigna radiata var. radiata (mung bean) is the source of this 1527-nucleotide messenger RNA. RefSeq lists its product as uncharacterized. The record is from RefSeq and is a predicted model, not a curated record. The coding region runs from base 51 to 1412 and encodes 453 amino acids. NCBI's taxonomy places the organism in Eukaryota, Viridiplantae, Streptophyta, Magnoliopsida, Fabales, Fabaceae. Gene Ontology annotation, molecular function: oxidoreductase activity. Gene Ontology annotation, cellular component: cytoplasm. The transcript has 9 exons.